AGUCGGCGCCCGGCAUCCGAGCGUGUUACACGCUCGUACGUGCUGCUAGUUCGCGGUAACCUUAACGCUCGCUGGUCGCUGACGUCUGCCACCUCUCUCACUAACCGGUUGUAUCGACGAGCCGGCGUUGUUAAUUUUUGAUAAGUUGUUAAGCAGUGACUAAGACAAGAUGGCGGCGUUUGUGGCAAAGCAAAUGGUGGGCAACAAACUAAGCGCCGUUAAAGGUGCGGUUGGUGGCGAUGGUGACGACAGCGACGAUAAGGAAAAGGAAGAAGAGGCAGAACGCGAGAGGCAGGAGGCCAUCCGCGAGGCGGAGGAGAGGCGCAAGGAGAAACACCGCAAGAUGGAGGAGGAGAGAGAGAAGAUGAGGCAAGAGAUUAGGGACAAGUACAAAAUCCCUAAAAAAGAGGAAGUGGUGGAACAACAGCCGAUGGAGCCGGACAAUCCAUUGAUGAGGAAGAAGAAGACGCCCGAAGAGCUCGCUGCGGAAGCAGAGUUAGAAGACCAGGAUGAAUUCACUAAAUUGAAAAACACCAUUGAAACGCAGGUGAACGAACUAAAGUCCCAGAUCGAGAGUAAGUGCGUGAUGCAGUGAGCGGCCACGGCCCGCGCGUCGCACUAUCAUAACAUUACCCGAAUACAUGAUGUAGCUGCUAAGAUCAUUGUUAUGACGAUGUUUCACAACCCGUAUACACACCAUUACACCUCCCCAAUUCCCCCCACAAAAGGAUGAGACAAAAGUAUUACGUUCGGGAACGGUAUCAUUCGCGCUCAAGAUUUUUGUAGGAGAGAUUCGAAUUCUAAAUAUUGUAGUUGGCUAGUGGCGCGUUGGUGCUUGAUAAUGAGCAAUAAUAUUUUUAUACAUUCAUAAUAAAAAAAAAUUUGGAGAGCAGCCCUCGGACACACACGACUAAAGAAGCGCGUUCAAAUGAAGGUCAAAAAGUCACCUGAACACCAAAACACCGCACGAGAGUGUGAAACAAUCCAGUUUUAUAUGUUGACGCUUGUGAUAUAUUGUUAUUUAAGUGUAAUGAGGAAAUUAAUAUAAAUACAACUAGAAAAAAAACGGUGUAAUAUUAAUUAAAGAAAGGAAAACGUAUUUUAAGAAAGUCUAGCACGCGUGUAGGUAUUCAAAAUCGACUGUGUUACUGAAUCGACACUUUCUCAUCUAUUCUCGUCUAUUUCGGAAGUUUAAACUUACAUUGAAAUAACAAUGUAUUUCUGAUAUUUGUUUUCAUCCAAAUUCCGUGAGCUUGACGUCCUCUACUAGGUAACGCCGGCAGUCCGGCACGGGUCCGGUAAGGUGUCCGAUACCGGCGCCGGCGCCGGCGGGCGCUGUGACUACGUGGCUUCGCUCUUCGCUGAAUUUUCACACUUCAAAUAAACUCUUCAACUUUUGCCUCUAAAUCUUUUGCAUGCGUGCUUAUGCAGUGUGAAUCGAUAUUGUGUCAGUGUAUUUUGUUUAGGUGUACAUACCACUUAUCGUCCUAGCCUUAAUGACCACAUCGAACAUAAAAUAGGUACAAUAUAUAUAUAUUGUUAAAUCGGCGCAAAUCUGAGAAGACCCGGCGGUAUAUAGUAGAGUCUUUUACAGAUUUGGUAACGUCCAUUUUGUUCUGCAUGUCUAAUAAUAAGAUCAAUGUUCGUUUAGAGGUAAAUAAUGUGUAAAGAAAUGUAGAUAACAAUCUUCUUGUUGUUUUACCGUUGAAUCAAUAGCGUAGUUGACGCGACGUGGUUUAUAAUCUAAUGUUUUAUCGAUGUUUUACGCUUAGGUAUAAAGUUAACACAUCGUGUGAGCGAAUUCUUCGAGCGAUUAUAGCCCUUUGGUGUGGUGGCGAGCCUGCUUAUGUUGCAUCGACAUCAUCUAGGUACGGUACAAAAUACACCACGUGACACACUUACACUGAGCCCGGUGAACAAACGCUGGCGCAGGUCUGACGCCGUUCAGCAUGGAACAGAGCUAAUUGUUCGAACGAUUAACUCCACUUAAGCUACAAAUGCAAAAGAUUUGUUAUCGUCAAAAGCUGUGAUAUAUGAAUAAUAAAACUAACGCUGUGCGCCGGAUGCGGCCUGACCGCUCGCGCUCUCUCAAUAUUCUCAUUAGCUCCUUCUACAUUGAAUCUAAUCACAUAAUUAUAUAUAUAUAUGAAUACCUCAUCUACACCAUCUCUUCUAUCACGUAUUCUACUUUCUUGUAGAUUUUAUCCAUCUCAACCUGACUUAUACAAAACAGCACAUCAUGUAUUUCUACUAUAGUUUAACUUAAUUUUACAUAUUAAUUAUAAUUUGAUAAUGCUUAAUAAUUCAUGAUUUGUUCUACUCAGUUAAGUGACACUAUUAUGUUAAUAUAUUGCAUAUUAUGU
Diatraea saccharalis (sugarcane borer) is the source of this 2363-nucleotide messenger RNA. NCBI's taxonomy places the organism in Eukaryota, Metazoa, Arthropoda, Insecta, Lepidoptera, Crambidae. The record is from the annotation of a GenBank genome assembly.